Messenger RNA from Cuscuta campestris, 1948 nucleotides. The record is from the annotation of a GenBank genome assembly. NCBI's taxonomy places the organism in Eukaryota, Viridiplantae, Streptophyta, Magnoliopsida, Solanales, Convolvulaceae.
AUGACCCCUAGGAGCACCCAAAAGCCGAAAACCGUCAUCCUCCAACGAACUCCGUCCUCUUGAAUAAAGACAGAUACAGAAACUCAGACAGAAGCCAAUCCAUAUCCGUACGGAUCACUCUCUGUGUUCCUGGAACCUUAAUUUCUGGGUAUUUUGUUCUAUUUCGAUACACUUCCGUAAGCUUAUGUUCCAUCUUGAGGUUAAUUAAUUGCUGUUUUUUUUCUUUUUUUGUGUGGUUAAGCUUAAGUUUCAAUAGACAUGGAGAAUGUUAUCUUCUACUGUGUUGCAGUUUCAGUUCUCCUCUUUCCCCUUCUCGUCGUCCUCAGAAAUCUUGCUCCCAAGCACACAAGAAAGCCACCUCCGAGCCCACUUGCUCUUCCGGUAAUCGGUCACCUUUACCUGAUCAAGAAUGCUCUGCACCACUCCCUCGCCUCCUUAUCCGCCAAAUACGGCCCCGUUCUGCUCCUCCGGUUCGGUUGCCGGUCAAUCCUCCUCGUCUCCUCCCCUUUCGCCGUCGAAGAGUGCUUCACCAAGAACGAUAUUGCCUUUGCCAACCGGCCCCGGACCAUGGCCGGCGACCGGCUGACUUACAACUACACCGCCUUCGUGUGGGCCCCGUACGGCCAACUCUGGCGGCUCCAGCGCCGGUUCGCCACCGUAGAGCUCUUCUCCGCCGCCAGCCUCCAUAGGUCAUCUGUCAUCAGGGAAGGAGAGGCCCGGACUCUAGUCAGGGCCCUGUGUAGACUCUCCGAGACCACCGGAAGAGCACCCGUUGACUUGAAGAGCCUUGCGGCGACGUUGACUUUCAAUUCCAUGAUGAGACUCGUCGCCGGAAGACGGUGCGUGGAGGAGAAAGACGUCGGGAGGGCGAAAGGGAACGAAAUCGUCAAAGGGCUCAGAGGAAUUUUCUUUGCCAGUUUAUCUGUGAUGAACACUUGUGAUUUCUUCCCUGUUUUGAGGUUUCUUGGCUACAAAGGGAUGGAGAAAAAGCUGGUCUCUUUCCACAAGAAGAGGGACGAGUUCUUGAGUGGCAUGCUGGACGAAUUCCGGCGACAGAAAACAAAACUGUCCGAUUCCGGUGGUGCCGAUGACGGGGACGACAAGUCGCUGAUUCAAACACUAUUGUCUCUGCAAGAUUCGGAGCCUGAGUUCUAUACAGAUGAUCUUAUCAAGAGCACCAUACUGAUGAUGUUUGUGGCAGGGACCGAGACAUCAUCAGCAACCAUAGAAUGCGCAAUGUCGGAGCUGCUAGCCAAUCCGGAGGCGAUGCGGAAGCUGAGAUCAGAGAUAGACAACGUCGUCGUCGUGGGACGACCCGACCAACAACGGUGUUUGGUAAAGGAAUCCGAUCUUCCCAAGCUACCCUACCUGCGGCGCGUGGUGAAUGAGACGUUGAGGUUGCACCCACCGGCGCCGCUUCUCUUGCCUCACUGUUCGUCGGAGGAUUGUGUCAUCGGGGGAUACGAUGUUCCAAGGAACACAAUCUUGAUGGUCAACGCUUGGGGUCUUCAUCGGGACCCGGCGGUGUGGGAGGAGCCGGAGAAGUUCUUGCCGGAGAGAUUCGGAGCAACGGAGGAGGCGGAGCUCGGUGAGAACGGCUGGAAGUUUCUUCCGUUUGGGAUGGGCAGGAGGGCGUGCCCCGGAAAUAAUAUGGGGUUGAGAAUGGUCAGCCUCGCUUUGGCGGCUUUGGUUCAGUGUUUUGAUUGGGAAAUUGAUGAUGAUGAUGAUGGGAGUAUGGUAGCCAAGGCGAAGGAGGCGGGGGCGGUUUCGUCUUGGUGUUGACCCGGCAGACCACUAAGCAUCUGGUGGCGGUGUCCACGCCUCGAUCAGAUAUAUGUAACGCGUGUACGUUUUUUUAAAUUGAGUUCUUAUGAUUCCAAAGAUAAUUCUUAUGUUUAGGAAAUGGAUUCGCCCUGAUUAAAUAUCAAAAUAAUGAUGGAUAAUUUAU